AAAGCUCGUCUUACCUUUUUUACAAGGAGCAAAAGUACUCCCCCGAAAUCGAGAACCCUUUCAUCCCUCGGAACAAAUUCACCGACCCCCCUUCUCCCUGCUCCAGCCUCCAGCGCCGCCUAGUCCAGACCAGUCAUCCCACCGAAGCCGCGCCGCCUCGACGGAUCCCAUCCCCUUCUGCAGUGAGCAGGACCAGGAACAGAUACAUCGAAGCUCAUGAAUUCUACUGAGACGGAUAAUGCAUGCCCGGCAGCAAUCGUCAAUGGAGAGAUGUUGAAGAUGUUUAUUGGGCAAAGAGUGUGCACAGUACUUAAGGUCCAACACAGUGAAGGGGGAGUACUUGUUGGCCAAUCCACUGAUGGGCAUCAGUUGACAAUCAGAGGUGCCCCAGAAGUCCCUGAAUCACAUUAUAUGCAUGUUAUUGGGAUUGCUGACAACAACCAGUCCAUUCAUGCUGAAGUUUGCAAAGACUUUGGUGAAAACUUUGAUGCUAUGUCAUUCAAUGGGCUCUGCAAGUUGGCCGUGCACGGCAAGGUGAAGGACCUUAAGAUGUUCUUGUAGAGUCAGCAUCUCGUAGAAGGCAUUUAGCAAAUGAAGCAUGCUUCAGAGUCCAUGACAUGUCUCUCACUUUAAGAUGUGUUCAAAUGUUCCCUCCCGUCACCUCAGUGAUUACUUAGGCCUUGGGCACUCAUUAGGACCAAUUAGAGGGAUCUACUGAUCCCAUAUGAAGACAAUUGUAUAUGUUUCAUGUACCUGAGGCAGGAGUAAUAUUGCCUUUCGAGUCUGAUGCUUGAGCCCUGCCAUGCACCUUUUUAUAUGA
Brachypodium distachyon (stiff brome) is the source of this 820-nucleotide messenger RNA. Its product is annotated as replication protein A 14 kDa subunit. The record is from RefSeq and is a predicted model, not a curated record. Gene Ontology annotation, cellular component: nucleus. The coding region runs from base 217 to 561 and encodes 114 amino acids. Gene Ontology annotation, biological process: DNA repair; DNA recombination; DNA replication. The transcript has 3 exons. Lineage: Eukaryota; Viridiplantae; Streptophyta; Magnoliopsida; Poales; Poaceae. Gene Ontology annotation, molecular function: DNA binding.